GCGGGAGCAGCAGAGGUCUAGCCGCCGGGCGCCGCGGGCCGGGGGCCUGAGGAGGCCACAGGACGGGCGUCUUCCCGGCGAGUGGAGCCCGGCGCGGGGCCCGCUGCGGCCGCACCGUGAGGGGAGGAGGCCGAGGAGGACGCGGCGCCGGCCGCCGGCGGGAGGAAGCGCUCCACCAGGGCCCCCGACGGCGCUCGUUUAACCACAUCCGCGCCUCCGCUGGAAACGCUUGCUGGCGCCUGUCACCGGUUCCCUCCAUUUUGAAAGGGAAAAAGGCUCUCCCCACCCAUUCCCCUGCCCCUAGGAGCUGGAGCCGGAGGAGCCGCGCUCAUGGCGUUCAGCCCGUGGCAGAUCCUGUCCCCCGUGCAGUGGGCGAAAUGGACGUGGUCUGCGGUACGCGGCGGGGCCACCAGCGAGGACGAGGCUGGCGGGCCCGAGGGCGACCCCGAGGAGGAGGACUCGCAAGCCGAGACCAAAUCCUUGAGUUUCAGGAGUGGCUGUAAGGUGAAGAAGCAUGAAACUCAGUCUCUCGCCCUGGAUGCAUGUUCUCGGGAUGAAGGGGCAGUGAUCUCCCAGAUUUCAGACGUUUCUAAUAGGGAUGGCCAUGCUACUGAUGAGGAGAAACUGGCAUCCACGUCAUGUGGUCAGAAAUCAGCUGGGGCCGAGGUGAAAGGUGAGCCAGAGGAAGACCUGGAGUACUUUGAAUGUUCCAAUGUUCCCGUGUCUACCAUAAAUCAUGCGUUUUCAUCCUCAGAAGCAGGCAUAGAGGAGACGUGCCAGAAGAUGGAAGAAGACGGGUCCACUGUGCUUGGGCUGCUGGAGUCCUCUGCAGAGAAGGCCCCUGUGUCGGUGUCCUGUGGAGGUGAGAGCCCCCUGGAUGGGAUCUGCCUCAGCGAAUCAGACAAGACAGCCGUGCUCACCUUAAUAAGAGAAGAGAUAAUUACUAAAGAGAUUGAAGCAAAUGAAUGGAAGAAGAAAUACGAAGAGACCCGGCAAGAAGUUUUGGAGAUGAGGAAAAUUGUAGCUGAAUAUGAAAAGACUAUUGCUCAAAUGAUUGAAGAUGAACAAAGGACAAGUAUGACCUCUCAGAAGAGCUUCCAGCAACUGACCAUGGAGAAGGAACAGGCCCUGGCUGACCUUAACUCUGUGGAAAGGUCCCUUUCUGAUCUCUUCAGGAGAUACGAGAACCUGAAAGGUGUUCUGGAAGGGUUCAAGAAGAAUGAAGAAGCCUUGAAGAAAUGUGCUCAGGAUUACUUAGCCAGAGUUAAACAAGAGGAGCAGCGAUACCAGGCCCUGAAAAUCCACGCAGAAGAGAAACUGGACAAAGCCAAUGAAGAGAUUGCUCAGGUUCGAACAAAAGCAAAGGCUGAGAGUGCAGCUCUCCAUGCUGGACUCCGGAAAGAGCAGAUGAAGGUGGAGUCCCUGGAAAGGGCCCUGCAGCAGAAGAACCAAGAAACUGAAGAACUGACAAAAAUCUGUGAUGAGCUGAUUGCAAAGCUGGGAAAGACUGACUGAGACACUCCCCCUGUUAGCUCAACAGAUCUGCAUUUGGCUGCUUCUCUUGUGACCACAAUUAUCUUGCCUUAUCCAGGAAUAAUUGCCCCUUUGCAGAGAAAAAAAAAAACUUAAAAAAAGCACAUGCCUACUGCUGCCUGUCCCGCUUUGCUGCCAAUGCAACAGCCCUGGAAGAAACCCUAGAGGGUUGCAUAGUCUAGAAAGGAGUGUGACCUGACAGUGCUGGAGCCUCCUAGUUUCCCCGUAUGAAGGUUCCCUUAGGCUGCUGAGUUUGGGUUUGUGAUUUAUCUUUAGUUUGUUUUAAAGUCAUCUUUACUUUCCCAAAUGUGUUAAAUUUGUAACUCCUCUUUGGGGUCUUCUCCACCACCUGUCUGAUUUUUUUGUGAUCUGUUUAAUCUUUUAAUUUUUUAGUAUCAGUGGUUUUAUUUAAGGAGACAGUUUGGCCUAUUGUUACUUCCAAUUUAUAAUCAAGAAGGGGCUCUGGAUCCCCUUUUAAAUUACACACACUCUCACACACGUACGUGUAUAUUUAUAGAUGCUGCUGCUCUUUUCCCUGAAGCAUAGUCAAGUAAGAACUUCUCUACAGAAGGACAUAUUUCCUUGGAUGUGAGACCCUAUUUUGAAAUAGAGUCCUGACUCAGAACACCAACUUAAGAAUUUGGGGGAUUAAAGAUGUGAAGACCACAGUCUUGGGUUUUCAUAUCUGGAGAAGACUAUUUGCCAUGAUGUUUUGUUGCCCUGGUAUUUGGACACUCCUCAGCUUUAAUGGGUGUGGUCCCUUUAGGGUUAGUCCUCAGACUGAUGGUAGUGUCUGCUUUCUGCAUGAACGGCAAUAUGGGACUCCCUCCAAGCUAGGGUUUGGCAAAUCUGCCCUAGAGUCAUUUACUCUCCUCUGCCUCCAUUUGUUAAUACAGAAUCAACAUUUAGUCUUCAUUAUCUUUUUUUUUUUUGAGACAAAGUUUCGAUCUAUUUUAAGUAUGUGAAGAAAAUCUACUUGUAAAAGGCUCAGAUCUUAAUUAAAAGGUAAUUGUAGCACAUUACCAAAAAAAAAAAAAAAA
Messenger RNA from Gorilla gorilla gorilla (western lowland gorilla), 2573 nucleotides. RefSeq names its product transforming acidic coiled-coil-containing protein 1-like. Gene Ontology annotation, cellular component: cytoplasm. Lineage: Eukaryota; Metazoa; Chordata; Mammalia; Primates; Hominidae. Gene Ontology annotation, biological process: cerebral cortex development; mitotic spindle organization; nuclear migration. The transcript has a single exon. The record is from RefSeq and is a predicted model, not a curated record. The coding region runs from base 331 to 1515 and encodes 394 amino acids.